AUGUUCGCCGACAGCGCUUUGAUGAGUCCUGACUUUGACGAGGAGGCGUACCUGCGCUACGCCCUCCAUGACCCCAACUGUCAGGCGGAGCAGGCCCGUCUCGCAUCGUGCGUCAAGGCCGUGCGGGAGGAAGUUCACAAAAUACUCUCGGAGAACGCGGAAGACAUGCUGCAGCAGGUCACGGCGGCCUGCCGGGCACAGCGAGACGUUGCUGCGGUGCGUCAGGCUACGUUUUCCCUCAUGGGCUCCACUAACAGACUCCGGCAAACAAUCCAGGAGCCCUAUCGUGUCAUCAGUGCGAACAUCACGAAGUUGGGGAACAUGAACGCCGCCAUAAAUAUCCUGCGGAGUAUUCUGAAGUUUAUUGGCCUUACCACGCGUCUGAAGAGUCAACCUUCCCAAGACCUUGCCCGGGCCUCGCGCACACUGCGGGAGGUCGAGGAACUGCUUCAAACCAGCAACAUUAAAGGGAUAGAGGUGGUGGAUAACCGCAUGGACACUGUAGAGCGAGCCGCGCUCACAAUUCGUACCAAGGCUCAGGAAAUGCUGCGACACGGGGAUGCUCAAGAUGCAUCUGGUGUGGCCAUUUCUUUGCAAUGCCUCUUUACUCUGGGUCUUCUUCCUCGGGUGCUCGGUAGCCUCAUGACAGAACAGAAGCGUGAGGUGAUACGCUCGCUCAUGAGGGACUUGGACCCGCAAACGAUUGUUGAUGAAGUGAAUCAUGGAGGGAGCAGCGCCACAAACGACAUGAAUCUUCGGAUGCGUGAAGUUCUUUUUUCACGUAUCAAGUCGGCUCUUGCAAAUGUGUCGCAGCACAGCCAGGUGGUUGUAUCCGUAUGGCGAGUGUUAGUCAAAAAGGUGGAUCCCGUUACGCACACAUCGUACCUUAGCGUUGUGGAAAGCCCGACUUCGGUGUUGGGUGACUACUGGCACCUUGUAACGGAAAAACUCUGUGAACGUCUACAGGCGGUUCAGAAACGCCCCAACUUCCUUGCCGUCCUGGCAAAAGACGUAAUACAAUACCAAAAUCUACUAACAGGAUUUCUAGGCAGCAUGAAUGAGCUUUUGAAGAUACUGGAUCGAUUGAUGGAGAUGGACGCUGCUGCGUUGAAACGAACGAGCGGGUCAUCCCCAUCAAGCAAAGCUUUGCAUACGAGCACCAACACCACCACCAACGCUACGGCUUCCGAGGAGUUGAAGCGCCUGUGGCUUUCCCAAGUCACACAGGAGGUGGAUGAACGCUUUGCCGCUCAUAUCAUGGACCGCCAUCGGGAACGGCUGCACCAUAUUCUUUCAAAACUUUCUACUAUCCUUCCUACCGCGAGCGGUCGAUCUACGGUGAGUAUGAAAGUUGAUCUCCAACGACCAGAAGUUCCUGCGGCGGCCCGUGUCUUGGACACACGUGGGUACACCAUGUUGGCGACACAAGAUGUGGUGACGUACCGUCAAAAUCCCCACACGCUUGGUAUUGUUUUGGAUUGCAUUCUCCAAUGUCUUGCAAGCUUUAUGCAGCCAGUAACGGAGACGACGGGGAAGUGGCCUCUUCCUCCACUUCCCUCUGUUUCUGGUGAUGCAACUGCAUCUCAGAUGCUUCACAUUUGCGUCAGCAACGCAUGUACGCUGCUUUGCAAUGACUUGACGGCUUUGUUGGCUUCACUGCCAGAGGGCGAACUUUUUGCCGCGGAUUUUUUGAAUGAUCGGUGGGCCUCCAAUGGCUCACGCCGGGAGGAACAGGGUGAGAAGAGUGGAUCCGCCACCAAUGAUCAGAAAUUGGUUGUGGAGAAAUACCACCAGCUUCGUGGGUUUACCAAAAGGUUUAAUUCCAUUAGUGAGAGCGUUGUGCAGCCCUUCUUCAGGUCCGUUUCGGUUCUGUUUUUGGACUCCAUCUUAAUGUGCGUGGAUGGGACGCUCGAGCAAGAGGUGGCAGGAAUAGGACAACUUCAUAGUCAAAUGCGGCAUUUUAUGUCCUGUUUUUAUUACCUAUUUGAACCACAAACUCCUACUCUGGAUGAGCAUUCUAGGAGGCUUACAGACAAUCUCCUUGCGAGACUCAUUGUGGCCGUCACUUUGACCUACCCGUUUACAACGAAAAUGCAAAAACAUCUGAUGAACUGCCUUCAACAAAUUCCUCGUGUCGUACUGUCAUUUGGACCGGCAUUUGGUCAUGGAACGGUUGGCCGUAGCACCAUGUCACUGAAGGGGCAGAUACACCAAUUGACAGUGUGGUACAGCUUACCGGAAGAAGUUUCAGAGAAGCCGAUUGGUGAGUGGCACACCAUCCUUCUGACGCUCCCUCCUAUUUUGGCUCGCUUAUUACUUCUGCAACGUGUUCUUCAUCCUGGAAUUAAAACCAAGAAGCCAUACACCUUGAUGGAAGUGACGUCAGGGGGAUUUAUGGAGAUGGUGGAGGCCAUAGUGUUGGAGCAGCUCUACACCAGCGACACUCCGCCGCGAAGCAUCCGCGACGGAACUGACGGAGUCCCAAGGGUGACGAGGUUGGGGGAGGUGCUGGUUGCCGUGGAGAAGUGUUUCCAGGAGUCCGUAGCGGUGUCCGACGAAGACGCUAGUCGGGGACCGACAGUGCGGUGGAU
Trypanosoma cruzi is the source of this 2591-nucleotide messenger RNA. RefSeq lists its product as uncharacterized. NCBI's taxonomy places the organism in Eukaryota, Euglenozoa, Kinetoplastea, Trypanosomatida, Trypanosomatidae. The annotation marks the transcript as partial. The transcript has a single exon. The record is from RefSeq and is a predicted model, not a curated record. Gene Ontology annotation, cellular component: COG complex. Gene Ontology annotation, biological process: intra-Golgi vesicle-mediated transport.